Molecule: messenger RNA, 471 nt
Organism: Aspergillus melleus
Lineage: Eukaryota; Fungi; Ascomycota; Eurotiomycetes; Eurotiales; Aspergillaceae
Exons: 1
Coding region: 1-471 (156 amino acids)
Source: RefSeq, a predicted model, not a curated record
AUGGAAGAUGACGAAGACGAAACUGACCAGGAUAGCGCGAGUGAGAUGGGCGAUGACAAUGAAAACGACAAGAACGAGCAGGAAACCAGACCGAUUUUCAGUUUGCGGGUUCUAAAGUUUUAUGCUCAGCUGUACAUCUUUGCAACCAAGUACCUUUACGAGGAACUCCGGGAGUGCGCUCGCCACUAUAUAUGGGAGAUUCUGGAAGAAGAUGUUAAUCACCGUAAAAACGCGCCUGAUUAUUUAGACUUUCUAAAUUAUGUCUUUGCACACACGUCGUGCACCGAACCUGGUGGAAGCUCGCUGCUGCGGUUUACAGUUGUCAGUUUCAUUUCUGAUUACCUGACCUAUGCUGACGACGAAGUACCUUUCGAGGAGCUCUUUCUAUCCGGGGGAGAGAUUACUCGUGAUGUGGUAUAUAGUUUGCUAGAAUCUGUAAAUGACACUAGGAAAAAGACUGGGUGUAGGUAA